GGCGUGUGACGUUCCCGGGUCGGCAUCACCGGGGAGACGCGGCCUAGAAGUCACGGCGACUUUCAGCUGCCGGCCUGGAUCAGAAAUCCGGCAGGAUCGGGCCCCCAGCGGGUCCCCCAUCCAGCGCAGGAUCCUGCCCCCCAAAACGGGACGCGGACUCCAAGAGCCUCCUGCUGCCCUUCUCGUUUGGCGGACAAAGAGCUCAGCGGCAGCGGAGGCGAGAGGUUUCCCUGGCACAGAGGACCUGAGCCUGGCAGAGGCUCCUCCAGGUCCCCGGGGUGCUGAGUGGCCCCCGCGAUGGGUGAGCGCCAGGCCCGCGCCAACAGCCUGUUCCUGAACGAGGAGGAGUCCAAGGCGCUGGGUCCGGGGGGCGGGCGGGCGCAGCGCCUCCGCCAUGUCCUGCGCAAGAGGGCGGCCCGGGCGCAGGCCAGGAUGUACGCCGUCACCCGGGAGAGCGUCCGCAGCUGCCUGCAGAGGAACGCCUUUGUCCUGCUCACCGUCACCGCCGUCCUGCUGGGGAUCACCCUGGCGCUGGCCCUGCGGCCCUACAAGCUCACCUUCCGGCAGGUCAAGUACUUCUCCUUCCCCGGGGAGCUCCUGAUGCGAAUGCUGCAGAUGUUGGUCCUGCCCCUCAUCGUCUCCAGCCUCAUCACAGGCAUGGCGUCUCUGGACAGCAGCGCCUCGGGGAAGAUGGGCUGCCGCGCCGUCGUCUACUACAUGCUGACCACCCUGAUCGCCGUCUUCAUCGGCAUCUUCAUGGUCCUCAUCAUCCACCCCGGAAAGGGCAGCAAGGACGCCCUGCACCGCCAGGGCACCGUCGAGCAGGUCCACACCACCGACGCCUUCCUGGACCUCGUCCGGAACAUGUUCCCCCCGAACCUGGUGGAGGCCUGCUUCAGACAGUACAAGACCCAGUACAGCAUCAGAGUCGUCAACCGGACCCUGGCCAGGGGAGCCCCCACCUCCGCCCCCCAGGCCUUGCCGCACAACGGCAGCAGCACCACCGCCUCCCUGGCUUUGCCCCCCUCACCGCUGCCGCCGCCUGAGAACGCCACCGGCGUCUGGCGCAACGUCUCCCAGGCGCUGGGCGCCCUCCCGGAGGUGCUGAGCUACGAGGAGGUGGUCCCGGGCGCCGGAUCGGUCAACGGCGUCAACGCCCUGGGCCUGGUGGUCUUCUCUAUCUGCUUUGGCCUGGUCAUCGGCAGCAUGAAGCAGAGAGGGCUGCCCUUGCGGGAGUUUUUCGACUCCCUCAACGAGGCCAUCCUCCGCCUGGUGGCCGUCAUCAUCUGGUACGCCCCCAUUGGGAUCCUCUUCCUGAUCGCGGGCAAGAUCCUGGAGAUGGACGACCUGGCGGUGAUGGGGGGCCAACUGGGCAUGUACACCCUGACGGUCAUUGUGGGGCUGCUGGUCCACGGCCUCCUGGUCCUGCCCCUCAUCUACUUCGCCGUCACCCGCAAGAACCCCUGGCGCUUCGUGGGGGGGCUCCUCCAGGCCCUCGUCACCGCCUUCGGGACCUCCUCCAGCUCGGCCACGCUCCCCGUCACGUUCCGGUGCCUGGAGGAGAACAACGGCGUCGACAAGAGGGUGACGCGCUUCGUUCUGCCGGUGGGGGCCACCAUCAACAUGGAUGGGACGGCGCUCUACGAGGCGCUGGCCGCCAUCUUCAUCGCGCAGGUCAACAACUACGAACUGGACUUUGGGCAGAUCCUCACUAUCAGCAUCACCGCCACGGCCGCCAGCAUCGGGGCAGCCGGCAUCCCCCAGGCGGGUCUGGUGACCAUGGUGAUUGUCCUGACAUCCGUGGGGCUGCCAACCGAAGACAUCACCUUGAUCAUGGCGGUCGACUGGUUCCUAGACCGCCUGCGGACCACCAUCAACGUCCUGGGUGACUCUCUGGGCGCAGGCGUGGUGGAGCAUUUGUCGCGCCACGAGCUGGAGCUGCAAGACGCCGACUUGGGGGGCGACUCGGGGGCCGAGGAGAACGAGAAGCCCUACCACCUGAUCUACCCGGAAAACGACACCCACAAGGAUCUCAGCGGAGAGACCGCGAUGUGAUGGCGCCCAGGAGGGGCCGGGGAAGCUGCCGGGGGCCGGGCCUGUCUGGAUCGGAGCCAUCGACCGACUGUGAAAUGCCAAGGAGAGGCGCAGCCAUCAUCCUUAUCCCCUUCCCCAAAUUCUUCCCCUUUCCCCAUAUUCUGAUACAUCAUUACAGUCCAAAAAAUGAGAGCAGGCAGCGACGGAUCUCUAACGGUGACAAUUUUGCACGAAAGGAUCAGGAUUCGAACUCGCGCCUCUCUCUCUCUCCGCCGCAGCGCCUCUUCUUUCUUUCGAUCGCGGGGGUUUCCACGUUAUUUAAAUCUGGUGCCAAUAUUCCUUUUUUGCGUUCCCCACCCCCUCCCCGAAUCAUGUUCAUCCCCACUCCAAAAAAACAAACACUCCUCUUUCCAACACUUGAAGCAAAACACACUUUUUUUGUAAAAAAAGAAAGAUUGUAUAGAUGUGAUGCUUUACCGGCGUAGAAAAUAAACGCUGUUUAUUUAUGAUGA
Messenger RNA from Podarcis raffonei (Aeolian wall lizard), 2546 nucleotides. RefSeq names its product excitatory amino acid transporter 1-like. Bases 298 to 2055 code for a protein of 585 amino acids. Gene Ontology annotation, cellular component: plasma membrane. Gene Ontology annotation, molecular function: neutral L-amino acid transmembrane transporter activity; L-glutamate transmembrane transporter activity; glutamate:sodium symporter activity. The record is from RefSeq and is a predicted model, not a curated record. Gene Ontology annotation, biological process: L-glutamate transmembrane transport. The transcript has 11 exons. NCBI's taxonomy places the organism in Eukaryota, Metazoa, Chordata, Lepidosauria, Squamata, Lacertidae.